Ophidiomyces ophidiicola is the source of this 1581-nucleotide messenger RNA. RefSeq lists its product as uncharacterized. The record is from RefSeq and is a predicted model, not a curated record. The coding region runs from base 1 to 1581 and encodes 526 amino acids. Gene Ontology annotation, biological process: transmembrane transport; carbohydrate transport. Lineage: Eukaryota; Fungi; Ascomycota; Eurotiomycetes; Onygenales; Onygenaceae. The transcript is spliced from 2 exons. Gene Ontology annotation, molecular function: carbohydrate:proton symporter activity. Gene Ontology annotation, cellular component: membrane.
AUGGCCGGAACUGCUGAUGUCUCGCGCGUCGAGGCCCCCGUCACCCUGAAGGCCUACCUCAUGUGCGCCUUCGCCGCCUUCGGUGGUAUCUUCUUCGGCUACGACUCCGGCUACAUCAACGGCGUCAUGGGCAUGGACUACUUCAUCGAGGAGUUCACCGACCUGCGCAAGGCCGACUUCACCCCCGCCCAGCUCAAGGCCAACGCCUUCGCCCUGCCCGCCUCGCAGAAGUCGCUCAUCACCUCCAUCCUGUCGGCCGGCACCUUCUUUGGCGCCAUCAUCGCCGGCGACCUCGCCGACUUCUUCGGCCGUCGCACCACCAUCAUCGCCGGCUGCGCCGUCUUCAUCGUCGGCGUGUGCCUGCAGACCGCCUCCGCCUCGCUCGGCCUGCUCGUCGCCGGCCGCCUCGUCGCCGGCUUCGGUGUCGGCUUCGUCUCCGCCAUCAUCAUCCUGUACAUGUCCGAGAUCGCGCCCCGCAAGGUGCGCGGCGCCAUCGUCUCCGGCUACCAGUUCUGCAUCACCGUCGGCCUGCUGCUCGCCUCGUGCGUCAACUACGGCACCCAGAACCGCACCGACUCCGGCUCCUACCGCAUCCCCAUCGCCCUGCAGAUGCUCUGGGCCCUCAUCCUCGCCAUCGGCCUCUUCCUGCUGCCCGAGUCGCCCCGCUACUUCGUCAAGAAGAACAACUUCGACCGCGCCAAGUCCGCCCUCGCCUCCCUCCGCGGCCAGUCCGUCGACUCCGAGUACAUCCAGCAGGAGCUCGCCGAGAUCAUCGCCAACCACGAGUACGAGCUGCAGGUCGUGCCGCACCACAGCUACUUUUCCUCCUGGCUCAACUGCUUCCGCGGCUCGCUGACCAACCCGGCCAGCAACCUGCGUCGCACCAUCCUCGGCAUCUCCCUGCAGAUGAUGCAGCAGUGGACCGGCGUCAACUUCAUCUUCUACUUCGGCACCACCUUCUUCCAGUCCCUCGGCACCAUCGACGAUCCCUUCCUCAUCGGCCUCAUCACCACCCUCGUCAACGUCUGCUCCACCCCGGUUUCCUUCUGGGCCAUCGAGCGCAUCGGCCGCCGCCCCUUGCUCAUCUGGGGCGCCUGCGGCAUGUUCAUCUGCGAGUUCAUUGUCGCCAUCAUGGGCGUCACCGUCGGCGACCGCCCCGAGGCCGUCAAGGCCAUGAUCGCCUUCAUCUGUAUCUACAUCUUCUUCUUCGCCAGCACCUGGGGUCCUGGCGCCUGGGUCGUCAUUGGUGAAAUCUACCCUCUCCCCAUUCGUGCCCGCGGUAUCAUCGCCGUCAUCACUCCCUACCUCGUGUAUUCCGACAAGGCCAAUCUCGGCCCCAAGGUGUUCUUCCUCUGGGGCUCGCUCUGCGUGCUCUGCUUCCUCUACGCCUACCUCCUGGUGCCUGAGACCAAGGGUCUCACCCUGGAGCAGGUCGACAAGAUGCUCGAGGAGACCACGCCGCGCACCUCGGCCAAGUGGAAGCCACAUUCGACCUUCGCGGCGGACAUGGGCAUGACCGAAAAGGGCGCUCUCGAGGGCGUGACCACGACCACUUCCGUCUCCGGCCCCGAUAAUGCUUAA